AUGGAGGAGCUGCUUCAUGCCCUCAAUGGAGCCCGCUGCUUUUCCAAGGUGGACCUGGCAUCAGCCUACUACCAGGUUGCUACCGCGGAGGAUGACAUACUACGGCAGGUAAUGCAAUUUAUGCAGUCAUCAUGGCCAACAAGGAAAAGACUUGCCGCAAAACUGACUCCAUACUACGAAAUACGAGACGAGCUCUCGGUAGUAGAUGGGUUGUUUCUGCGCACAGAACGCGUUGUAGUGCCUGCCAAGCUAAGGGAUACAUUCAUCCAGUUAGCUCAUGAGUCACACCAGGGAAUUGUCAAGACUAAGCAGCGCAUCAGGGACAAGUACUGGUGGCUUUGCCUUGACAAGCAUGUGGAGGCCACCGUCCGGAGUUGCAGCGCCUGUCAAGCCUCGGACAAGAGUGUCAAGAACUGGCAAGCCCCACUACAGCCUGUCCCGCUUCCUGGCAGGCCUUGGGACAAAAUAUCAAUAGACAUCAUGGGCCCCUUUGAACGUGCACCGUCCGACUGUCAAUUUGUCAUCGUGGUAGUGGACUACUUCUACAGAUGGCCAGAGAUUGCGUUCUGCAGUGGCAUCACUUCUCGCACGGUGAUCAACUUUCUGCUUGCUGUCUUUGCGCGGGAGGGUUACCCGACUGAACUAGUCUCAGACCACGGCCGACAGUUUACGUCGAGUGAAUUCGAGUGGUUCCUUGCAGACAGGGGCACCAAGCAUUUCUUCUCGGCAGUUUACCACCCUCAAGUCAAUGGCUUAGUGGAAAGAUUCAACAGGGUCUUGAAAUCGUAUAUACAAGUAGCUCUCCUAGAGCAGCGACCAAUCAAGACCACAGUUAUAGAGUGCCCGGGUAUUUACCGAGCCACACCCCACAGCGCCAGUGGCAUCUCUCCAGCAGUGUUGCUUCUUGGCUGCCACAUGAGGACAUCAUUAGAUGUUGUUGGCCAGCCAUCAGCGGAUUUCAGCACCCAUCCCGCCCGUGAACUGCGUAGACUUCGGCGUCGUGUCUGCGAAUACCAACAAAGAAAUAAGGCGUAUGCAGACAAGCGAAGAGCAGCCCGGGAGCCCAAAUUUAAAGUGGGGGCCUACGUGCGGGUGAAAUGCCCGGUACCUGGAAUAAAAGGCACCCCUAGUUUUGGGGCUCCACUCAAAAUACUGAGGCGGGUAGGACGAUGUUCAUUCCACUUGGAGGACGGCCGUACCUGGAAUGCCUCCCAACUGUCCGCUGUACCCCAUGAAGCUGUUCACGAGGAAACGGGGGCAAGACAAGAACCGCUGUGGGCGGACAUGGAGACAGACGGGUCGGCAGGAAACGCCACAGCACGAAAACCGUCCUCGAAGGCAAAGUGCCACACGACCCAAAAUAUCCCAAUACAGGAAGCUGCACAGUCUCCGGGGGGGUCAGCACUGCCUCCUCAUACGCCAAGCCCACCACGGCCUCCACCAACGGGGAAGACGACCGCAGGAAUCGGUGCUGAUCGUGCCGACAAACCAGAGGUCGUCCAUCAGCCAGAAGAGCAGCCGGUGCCCCUCCAUCGCUCUACAUGGGAGCGAAGACCACCAGAGAGACUCGGGGACUAUGUGCAGUGA
This is a messenger RNA of Rhipicephalus microplus (southern cattle tick), 1587 nucleotides long. RefSeq lists its product as uncharacterized. The record is from RefSeq and is a predicted model, not a curated record. NCBI's taxonomy places the organism in Eukaryota, Metazoa, Arthropoda, Arachnida, Ixodida, Ixodidae.